GCUAGGUAAAGGAAUGUUAAAGUUUUGACAGAAAUUCAGACGAGUUUAUAACUUCAGGUCAUCUAACAAAAUCAUCACACCACCAUUGUCUAAAGAAACAAAAGAAAGAGUAAUUUAUGCAAGUCUGUUUGAUGCCGAUGUCUUGUAGCAUGGCUCAGCAGAGCACACGUAAAAAGACCCCAGCCCGGGAUAGCAAAACACAACAAGAAAUUGACCGGCAGCACACGCUGUUAGCCGCAGAUUUGGACAAGAGAGCUUUGAAAGGAAACGCAAAAGUGGAGGAUUGGCGUCAUUACAAAGAGUUCACGGGGUUGUCGAAGAAAGAGAAACGAGAACGAUUCCAAAUUCAGCAACAGCGCAAGGAAAUUUUGGACGACUUGAAGAAAGUUCGACGAGGUUAUACGGGACAUUAUGACGAAUCGAAGUCCCCAAUAGAAAAUAUUCAGAGUGCUUUAAAACAGCAGUGUUUAACACCGUUAAGAAGUUCAAGAUUAGAUGUUCCUCGUGCUUACCCAGUAAGAAAGACCAAAUCGAUGGAGCAUAUGCCCGUUGUAAAACCUGGAUGUGUGUCGCAAAGGGGAAGUGAAAUUCAGCAAAGACUCAAAGGUGUAGAUUUGGUAGAGAAACCCACUCACAGUAACAAGUGAAUUCGUAGGAGUAUAUGUAGAUAAAGUACACCACGUAAAAGUAAGGAAGAACCGUGGUGCUGGACCAGACUGUAUUUGAAACAACUUUGAGAACUUAAGAUAAGAAACGCGGAACAGAAAGACAAGUUGACAUUGAAUCUGGUCAAUGUGAUGAAGACAACAAUGCAUACAAUUUUAGUUAAACAUAAUGUUCAGUCCCAACUCAUAUACAGAGCUCGUAGGAAGUUUUUGCAUGUGAAGUGCCAACAAAUUAAAUAUCCGCCAAUUCAUGCAAAGAAGUGGAAAAAUGUUCUCUAACUGUUUACCUUUUGUUUGACUAUAGAAAGUGCUUGCAAAUAACAAAAGUAAACUUAUAAUCUAAUUGCCUUGGUAAUAAAACUUGACUGACUGCUAUUUGA
Messenger RNA from Pocillopora damicornis (cauliflower coral), 1045 nucleotides. RefSeq lists its product as uncharacterized. The record is from RefSeq and is a predicted model, not a curated record. NCBI's taxonomy places the organism in Eukaryota, Metazoa, Cnidaria, Anthozoa, Scleractinia, Pocilloporidae.